CACACGAUGCCGAGACUCACCAGUGAAGAUGUUACAAUCAAGUCAGUGGGCUUUUUCGAUACAGAGAAGGCAGCAAUGACUGCGCUUGAUGCUGCUGCCAAGGCACGAGAUGUUACAAAUCCGUUCACAGGAUUGAGUGUGCGGAAAAGCGAACUACCGUUGCAGUUGAUCAAGUACUUCCAAGUAGUGGUUGUGUCGGAUAGAUUUCAAAGGAUGACGCAGAACGAGCGACUUGAAUUGAUCUACAGACUGCUACUGGAAACAGCACCGAACCCAGCUAAUGCACAAGACGACAUGGAUACGAAGCUAGCCUACCAGCAACCCGGUAUGUUAUGGCCAACAGUUAAGUCGCAACUGUGUGGGUUUUCAACUAUUGGAGACAAUGUUAUUGCUCUCUCAGUGUGGAGAUCGUUGGAAUGUCACUUGACAGUAUGUGCAAAAACGUCGACUCAGUGGAGAGCUGGACAAAGUAGGCAGGAGAUCGAGCGGUCUUUCACUGAGCGUUUCGGUCUGAGUCAUCUUGCCAAUGACCGAGCAUUUAAUGUGAAUCAGGGGGUGCUUCCAGUAUCUCGAGGUCUCUCUGAGCUGGUAUCACUGAACCAGAAGGAGCUUAAGUCCACGCAUAAGACGGAGUCGGUGCCACACUUUUACCAUGGAUUGCCCGUUGAGGUGAAACGCAUGAUCGCUGAGGAGCAAGCCAAGAUGGCUCAAGGGCGAGCAGACUCGAUCGCUUUCCAGAAGCUCACUAAGAACACAGAAGGCACCUUCGUGAAAAAAUAUCUUAAACGUCGACGCGAGUAUGUGCAGGUAGCCAUCAAAUUACAGCAGCUAUAUCGAAGCAACAUGCACAGUAAAACUUUACGACGAUGCUUUCAUCGCCAUAUCGGUGCUAUGACACUUCAGCGAUUAUUUCGCGGUCAUCAACGACGGAAGUACGCAAAGGCUUUUUUUCGCGUUGUCACGUGCGCUGUGCUUAUCAUCCAGUCAGUCUAUCGAUCGUACAAGUCCAGAUAUGAGACCAAGGCGAUGCGAAUACGAUACCAACGCGCCACACUCGAUCUCCAACGAGUAUAUCGUGGUUUUGUUGGAAGAAAACACGCCCAGCGAAUACGUCAACUGGAAGCUAAUGCGAUUAUAAUGGAGAAACUCGUUAGAGGGUUUAUGGGUCGACGUCGAGCUCAACGUAUCUUCUUAGCCAAGCAUAAACAACAAGUCAUCAUUCCGGCAUGCUUAUAUAUCCAGCGAGUAUGGCGUGGACAGCGAGAUCGUGUGCUGGUUAACGUGAAACGGCAAGAAAGAGAGAGGGCUCGUGUAUACGUUCCCGCCGCACUGCGAAUCCAGAAGUUGAUCCGAGGUUUCUUAGCUCGACGUCUAGUGAUGCAGAUUCGCGCUAUGGAUAAAGCAGCGAAAAAUAUUCAGAAAUUAUGGCGCUCUCGUCGGUUCUUCCGAAAGUGGGUGGAUCUUAUGGAGUUGCGGCGAAUGGAUCGAAUGGCGUCACAAAUUGGUUCAAUCGCUCGAGGUAUUCUCACAAGGAAAUUCAUUGAGCGCGAGAAGAGAAAGCGGUAUUUUCGACGUGUAUUGGAACCAUCCGCCGCAAGAAUCCAACGCGUAUUUCGUGGCUACAUUGUGCGAAAGAGACUAGAAGGCACACGCGACCAGAUUGAAGCUGCAAUAACGCUGCAGCAAAUGUGGCGCUCGAGAUCCACCAUCAAGACGAUUCGAGCGAAGUUACGUGGCUUUCGACUCGCGCUUCGGGAAUCCGCAGCUGGGAGAAUUCAACGCUGCUAUCUCUGCUACCGAGCAAGGCAAGAGCUAAACUAUCGUCGUCUGACACACCAGGCACGCUACGGGAAGGCUGCACUUGCCGUCCAAGCCGCUUGGAGAAGUUAUUGCAGUCGCAAACAGCUCAAAGAGUUUCGAUUCUGCUCCUUGAUUGAACGCAAGGCAACUUCACUCACCCAGUUGAAAGAGGACCGUGAAAUGAUCGAGCUCGACAUUUUCGACGCGCGUGCCGAUUUGAAACGUGUGAUGAAGUACAAGGCCAAGAUGCUGCGGCGGAUCAAGGAGAUGAAGGAGAUGCGAAUUGAAUGGGAGCGACGACAACCGGUAGUUGAAAAAGAAUUGAGCCAACUUACUGAAGAAGACAUGGAUCGAGGGUGGGGUGAAGCUUUCGAGACUGAGAAACAUGUACUGCACUUCAGUCUUGAGCUCAGUCUGGAAGAUAUUCUUUCCAAGAAGCAACAGGUACGGGAGUAUGAGGAGGAGAUCGAUGACUUGCGUGUUGAGCUGGAAGAUCUGGAGCGCGACAUGGAAGAGUGCAUCUUAAACGAAACCAUGGAACUCGAGGCUUAUCGCGACAUGGAGCUACAACGAGCGGGUGCGAUGUUUGCUGAAGAAAAAUCUCGGAGGAUUCGACGGCAGCGUAUUCGUUGGGGCACGCGGAAUGUGCGCAAACAUGUUAUUAUGCGUGAGCGCAAAGACCUUCAAGUGUUACAGAAGGAGACGCUCGCUAAACGCCAAGUGGAAGAACUGGGCGUGCUGGCGUUUGAGAAGAAGCAGUUCAUCAAGCGCAAACUGGAGCAAGCGAUUGAAGAUGCAGCUAAGUCACGAGCUAAGCAGAGCGAGGUGAUGAUGGAGAUGAAGCGCGAUUCCAGCAUCCUCCAGGGGUUUAACGAGGCAGUCCAGAAGAUGCACGGGAUCACUCAGGAGUACUCGUUUCACUAUCGCCUGCCGAAGACCGAUCUCCGAGAAGAUCCAGACUCUGCUAUGUGCUCUAGAUGUGGUCGUAUCACCUGUGACUGUCACUUGAAGAACAACGAGUCAGCAGACAAUGAAGGAGCCACGACGAAUCUAGAUACAAACACCGCGAUCAUCAACACACGAAACAGACUGGCAAAACGUUGGCGAUACCAAGAUUGAUUCGUGACAGCUGCAACAUUCGACCUGAAGAAGCCAUCAGUGUAACUUCGCGUGUAUCCUAUGCACUUAGUCGUCCGACCAGUCUGAGGCUUCCGACAUGCUUAGAGAAUCUUCACGGUUCCGUAGUCCAAUCAUUUGCUACACACAAACAAAGCACAACAGUGUUAGAUUCCAAUCACCCGAAGACAACUAACUGCUCAAGGAGAACACGCACCGAUUCAAAGUUCGCCACUGGGUUUUUGACAUCUUCCGUCUUCGGGGGUGGUGCCGGUUGCUUUGGCUGAGUAGGGCCCUCUUCCUGCUUCCUCUUGAUGUUUCGGAUUUGGGCCAAGAAAUCGUCACCGUCGUUGGACUUGUCGUCGUCAGAAAAGUGGCCGCGGUCAUCGUCGCUGCCGUCGUCUGACAUGGCCAGUGUGGGUAGUUUAUUGUGUUGCUGUCCGUCGGAUGGAGGAGGGGGCGGCGGAGGUUGCACUGGAGCGGUCACUUCCUUCGCAGUCAGCACUGUCACAGGCUUCGCAGCAGCCUUUUCUCGCUCGCGCCUUUGCUCCAUCUGGUCCUGCUUGCCGCUGAUAGCAGCCUGCCGCCGCAGCAUUCUCUGCUGCAUUUCUUCAGCGAUCGUCAGCGGUUUAUUAGCGGUCUCUCCUGUCUUCGCGAUAGGGUCUGCCUUCUUUUCAUCCGGGUCCACCUGUCAUGGUGUUUCAGAAGAAGAAGAAGUUAGUAAACUGAGUGGCACAGCGGGGUACUAACUAUGUAAGCACUUGCCUUUCGGAGCUUAAUGUUGGGGUUUCGAAUCUGGUCCAGCAAGCUGACGACCGGUGGCUGAUUGUCUUCCUCCGGGGCUGAUGGUGUUGGGGGUCCGUCCUAUACAGGAAGAGGUAGUUGUCAGCUUUUGUAAAUUGUAUCAUUACCAGCAACUCAUUCAAAAGCC
Messenger RNA from Phytophthora nicotianae INRA-310, 3847 nucleotides. RefSeq lists its product as hypothetical. The record is from RefSeq and is a predicted model, not a curated record. NCBI's taxonomy places the organism in Eukaryota, Oomycota, Peronosporomycetes, Peronosporales, Peronosporaceae. The transcript has a single exon. Gene Ontology annotation, molecular function: protein binding. The coding region runs from base 7 to 2919 and encodes 970 amino acids.